AUGGUCAAGGAGAACAUCUGCAAGGACGGCUUUGUGGUGGACAAGGCGGACAACAGCCUCACGCGCUCAGAUCCCUACAUGCUGGAGCUCUUCGCCCAGGCGGGGCUGGAGGUCGUGGCGGCAGCAAAGCAGAGGAACUUCCCAAAGGAGCUGUUUGAUGUGCGGCAAUACGCCCUGCGGCCGCGCGGGAGCUGA
This is a messenger RNA of Monoraphidium neglectum, 195 nucleotides long. RefSeq lists its product as hypothetical. The transcript has 2 exons. NCBI's taxonomy places the organism in Eukaryota, Viridiplantae, Chlorophyta, Chlorophyceae, Sphaeropleales, Selenastraceae. Gene Ontology annotation, cellular component: cytoplasm. Gene Ontology annotation, molecular function: methyltransferase activity. The record is from RefSeq and is a predicted model, not a curated record. The coding region runs from base 1 to 195 and encodes 64 amino acids. Gene Ontology annotation, biological process: N-terminal protein amino acid methylation.